AUGCCGGUGCAGAGCGGAGGAGGCAGGAGAUUCUGGAGACCGCCGGUUAGUGGAUAUACUUCCUCGCGGUAUGGCGACUUGGCUACGCAUCCUUUCACUACUGCACCUGUAUUCGAACAUGUCAGCAAUGAUGGUGCAGACCUCCCAGAGCGAAGAGAUGAGAUUAGAGGGGCUACUGCGAGUGCUGUGCCCAGGAUGAGCACGAUGCAGAGGGAAGUCUUUUGGCGGCAUGAGCGGGAUAUGGAGAGGUUUCUCAGGGACGAUGAUGGGGCUACAAUACACAGGCGGGGAGAAUCCGCAACGACACUGCGAGCAUUGAGUCCAUCCGAGAGAGCAUUACAUGCCAUGAAUGGUACUGCUGUCCCUGUAUCACCCGAUCGAGCGACGAAAGCAGUGGCUGCUGGUUUGAGAGGAAGGACUUCUACUCUCCCUCACGAUCACAUCACUGCUUCACGGCCGACUACUCUGAUCACGAACGGGACAGGAAGGUCAACCAUGUUCCCGAAUGGCACAACGCGAACCACAGACCUCCUCUCCCAAUUCCCGCACCCACCGUCACGACAUCCUCACUCUCCGGCCAAGAGACCAGCAUGGACACUCUUCCCACGACUCACUGGAGGGGCGGUCUCACCGCAGAGUAGUCCCUCGGCUUCUGUUAGUAAGAACUCAGCUGGACGCACGAGUUUGCUUCGGGAGAGAUUGAGACGUGUGAUCUCUGGACCACUGGGACGAACAGGUGUGGAAGAUGGCAGAAUCUUAUCACCCAUGCCCAUGCGACCGAGACAGCUUUCGCGUGCUCUGGAGAUGGCUGAGCUAGCUGGUGAUGGAGAGAACGAGAUUGGGGACAUGGUGCAGGACUAUGAGCGUCUCGCCGAUGUUGGGUCGAGUGGGCCUGAUGUGUACGAAUUGGAAGAUACUUCGCCGGGCUCACAUGGACCCCACAACCAGACAGAAGGGCAGAGCCGAGCGCAUGAUAGCCGUCAGGCUGAGCGUCGCGAUGAACGACUCUCGGUGGUGCCCUUCACGAGGGCGACAAGUGCCUUGACGGAUGUGAGUCGGUACUUCAGUGCGGCUAGCCAUGCCAAUCUUCAUUUCUUCGAGUAUGAAGGUGGGAUUUCGCCUGCUGAAGCUGAGAUCGCGGGCAGUCUUCCCGGUGCAUUGGAGGAGGAACGCCCGAUCACUGAUGGAGGCGAGAGGGUCGUACGAUCCGCGUCUGAACAGCAGACCGGCCGGGAAAGCAGAUUCGUGGGCCCGCCCUCUGGACGUACACAAGAUAGAGGAGUGCUUCCGAGUAGACCAGGACCGAUACAGAGGCCUGCCGCUACCGGAUCUAUUCCGACUGCAGGACGAAGGGACGAGAAUACUGCGCCUACAUCACGACCAAGCACAGGAACUUGGGGAGGCAAGAUCCAACACUGCAAACACAACCGCUCCAUCAUCCCCUCUUUCCCUUUACCACCGUCCUCACGCCAACCUGCCAGCCUAAUCCAACUAGACGGCCACGGCCACGACACAGACCGCAACCCUUGCCAUCAAAUUUCGAACAACACCAUAACGACCCUCUCCACCACCCCACCUCCCCCAACCACUCAACCCCGACAACAACCCUCAGCCGCAGACCUCCACCUCCCUCCCAUCUCCCCAGCCCAAUCACCUUCCCAGCACAACAACGACGACAGACAAACAGUGCACAUCCGGCACCUGCACCACUUUCGCGCCGGAACCUGGCGCACACGUAUGGGACGCACACGGUGCUGGCGUUGUGCACUCCAUGAGAGUCGAUUGAAGGGUUGGGCGAGGUUGAGGCGGAUGAUGGGGUGGACGUGUUUCUGUCGGUUUCGGGCGUAUGAGGAGGAGAGCGAGGAGGAGGAGAGAGAGAUGGCUGUGCUUGCUGCGGCGGGGUGA
Messenger RNA from Recurvomyces mirabilis, 1905 nucleotides. RefSeq lists its product as uncharacterized. Lineage: Eukaryota; Fungi; Ascomycota; Dothideomycetes; Mycosphaerellales; Teratosphaeriaceae. The record is from RefSeq and is a predicted model, not a curated record. Bases 1 to 1905 code for a protein of 634 amino acids. The transcript has a single exon.